CAACGCUCGCCGGACCGCCGUGCUCCUUCGCUCCGCACCAUCACGAGCAUCAAGCAACAGGUCAUGGCUUCGACAUCUGCCUCGCCCAGCGGCAAGCACGUCGUCAUCGUCGGGGCCGGCGCAGGCGGCACGGCUCUGGCGGCGCGUCUGGCUCACGCCGGCCACCGCGUCAGCGUGAUUGAGAAGCACGGCGACGUCGGCGGCCGCUGCUCGCUGCUGCAGCGUGACGGACACCGCUGGGACGUGGGGCCGUCGCUGUACCUCAUGCCCGAGAUCUUCGACGCCGCCUUCGAGUCGCUGGGCCGCCGGCGCGAGGACAUGUACGACCUGCACCUGGCGGCGCCGGCGUACAAAAUCCACUACCACGACGGCAGGAGCCUGCACCUCUCCUCGGACCUCGUCGCCAUGGGCAAGAUGCUCGAGGAGUUCGAGCGCCCCGCCGGCAGCAAGGAUCCGCUCGGCAGCUUCAUGUCCUUCAUCAAGGAGGCCGGCGAGCACUACGAGGAGAGCAUCAAGCACGUCCUCACCCUCGACUGGACGCACCUCCUUGGCGCCCUCACGCGCUGGGAGCUGUACCCGAUGCUGCUGCGCACAAAGGUGCUGCACAUCUACACGACGCUGUAUGCCCGAGCCAGCCAUCACUUCAAGUCGGACCACAUUCGCCGGGCGAUGACAUUCAGCUCCAUGUACAUGGGCAUGUCGCCGUUCGACGCGCCGGCGACCUACUCGCUGCUGCAGUAUGCCGAGUAUGCCAAGGGCGUCUGGUACCCCGUCGGCGGCUUCCAGCGCGUCGUCGCGGCAUUUCACCGCGUGGCCGAAGAGCACGGCGCCACUUUCCGCUUCAACACGGGCGUGCGCAAGAUCCUGCUUGGGCCCAAGGGCGCGCGCGGCGUGGAGCUCGACUCAGGCGAGGAGCUCGAGGCAGACGUGGUCGUCAGCAACGUCGAUCUCGUGCACACGUACAACUCGCUCUUGCCGCCCGACAGCUAUGCGAAGCGCCUGCAGAACAAGGAUCAGACGUGCAGCAGCAUCUCGUUCUACUGGGGCAUGAAGGAGAUCGUGCCGGAGCUUGGCGGCCACAACAUCUUCCUCGCCGAGGCUUAUCGCGAGUCAUUCGACGAGAUCUUCCGCGACGGUCUGCUGCCCACCGAGCCGUCCUUCUACGUCAACGUGCCCUCGCGGUUAGACCCGACCGCGGCACCGCCAGGCAAGGACACGCUCGUGGUGCUCGUGCCCUGCGGUCCGAUCCCGCUGCCUGGCAGCGACGCCGGCGGCCGUCCGCAGACGCGCGAGGCAUUCGCGGCGACCAAGGCACGCGCACGCAAGCAGAUCAUCGAGACGCUCAAGAAGCGCCUUGGCCGCGACGACUUUGAGAGCCUGAUCGACGUCGAGGAGGUGCUGGACCCGUUCGACUGGCGCGAGCGCUUCUCGCUGUUCCGCGGCUCGAUUCUGGGCCUGUCGCACACGAUCCCGCAGGUGCUCUGGUUCCGGCCUAGCGUGCAGCACGCCACGCACAAGAACCUCUUCUUCUGCGGCGCCAGCACGCAGCCCGGCACUGGUGUGCCCGUCGUCGUCGCUGGCUCGGGCGUCGUCGCGGCGCGAGUCGACGCCUUCCUGCGCGGCAAGCCCAUGCCCGGACGCAUGCCGCAGGUCUCGCUGCUGCUCGCCGGCCUGCUGCUUCCUCUCCUGCUGCUGUUCUUCAGGCAGUCCGUGUGACCCAGAUACCGCGCACGGCUGCAAUGCGGCCCGCUUCCUUUCUCUCUGUGCAAUGACCGGCGGCCC
This is a messenger RNA of Tilletiopsis washingtonensis, 1782 nucleotides long. RefSeq names its product phytoene desaturase. Gene Ontology annotation, biological process: carotenoid biosynthetic process. Lineage: Eukaryota; Fungi; Basidiomycota; Exobasidiomycetes; Entylomatales. The transcript has 8 exons. Gene Ontology annotation, molecular function: oxidoreductase activity. Bases 64 to 1716 code for a protein of 550 amino acids. The record is from RefSeq and is a predicted model, not a curated record.